AUGCUGUCCCUCAACGACGAAGAGGCGCUGCAGCGUCUUGGACCCGUCGUGCCCACCGAGCCGGCGCAAUUCCCAGCUCGCGUCACGAUCCCAGGCCAGUACAUCGACCUCGUCCCGCUCAGCACCGACCACACCGAGGCGCUCUAUCCUCUCGUCGCGCUGCCCGAGCACGAGCGACUAUGGGACUACAUGCUCGAAGGACCUUUCAACGGCGAUCGCGAACUCUUUGUCGCCUACAUGUCUGCUCGAACAUCCAACAACAACAACAUGGUCUUCUGGGUCAUUGUUGACAAGCAACCCGCCUCUUACUCGGCACCCACCAUCCUCGGCAUCAUCUCGUAUCUCAACAUCAACCCUAAGCAUCGCACCAUUGAGAUCGGCAACAUUCUGUUCUCGUCACUGCUUCAACGAUCGCGCAAGUCGAGCGAGGCGGUGUUCCUCAUGCUCAAGCACGCGUUCGACGAUCUAGGAUACAGGAGGGUCGAGUGGAAGUGCAACAAUCUCAAUCUCCCCUCGAAGCGCGCGGCGACAAGAUAUGGAUUCACGUACGAGGGGCUCUUCAGGAAGAUGCUCGUGUUGAAGGGGAGGAACAGGGACACAGCUUGGUUCUCGGUGGUGGACGAUGAGUGGCCGCAGAGGAAAGCCGCGUUGGAGGCGUGGUUGAGCCCGGACAACUUUGAUCCGCAGACGGGGGCACAGAUCCUCACGUUGAAGCAGGCACAUGCCAAGUUUGGGUAUGCGGUGCCAGAGUCGUUGCAGAUGCCUGCGGUGCCGUUGUAG
Messenger RNA from Kalmanozyma brasiliensis GHG001, 780 nucleotides. Its product is annotated as GNAT domain protein. Lineage: Eukaryota; Fungi; Basidiomycota; Ustilaginomycetes; Ustilaginales. Gene Ontology annotation, molecular function: protein N-terminal-serine acetyltransferase activity; protein-N-terminal-alanine acetyltransferase activity. The coding region runs from base 1 to 780 and encodes 259 amino acids. The record is from RefSeq and is a predicted model, not a curated record. The transcript has a single exon.